This is a messenger RNA of Mus pahari (shrew mouse), 1388 nucleotides long. Its product is annotated as blood group Rh(D) polypeptide. Gene Ontology annotation, cellular component: plasma membrane. The coding region runs from base 97 to 1353 and encodes 418 amino acids. The record is from RefSeq and is a predicted model, not a curated record. Gene Ontology annotation, molecular function: ammonium channel activity. Lineage: Eukaryota; Metazoa; Chordata; Mammalia; Rodentia; Muridae. The transcript has 10 exons. Gene Ontology annotation, biological process: ammonium transmembrane transport; ammonium homeostasis.
UGGUGGGUGUCUCUCCCUAUCGCUCCUUCAAGUGCGUGUGGGGGACACCCCUGAAGCUUGCAGCUGGCAGAACCCAGGCACAGCAACAGACACGAGAUGGGCUCUAAGUACCCACGGUCCCUCCGCUGCUGCCUGCCCCUGUGGGCCUUGGUGCUACAGACAGCCUUUGUUCUCCUCUUCUGUUUUUUCAUCCCCCAUGACACAGCCCAGGUGGAUCACACGUUCAUGGCGAGCUAUCAAGUCCUCCGGAAUUUGACCCUCAUGGCAGCCUUGGGCUUCGGCUUCCUGUCCUCGUCCUUUCGGAGACACAGCUGGAGCACUGUGGCCUUCAACCUCUUCAUGUUGGCCCUCGGGGUGCAGGGGGCAAUCUUGCUGGACCAUUUCCUGCGUCAGGUCCUUCAAUUGAACAAGAUCAACAGUCUGUCCAGCAUCCAGACAGCUACCUUGAGCACCUUGCCUGUGCUGAUCUCAGCGGGCGCUGUCCUGGGGAAGGUCAACCUGGUGCAGCUGACCGUGAUGGUGCUGAUGGAGGCAAUGGCCUUUGGUGCCAUCAGAUUUGCCGACGAGAAGGUCUUCAAAAUGACAGACCACACCAUCAUGAUGCACGGACACGUGUUUGGGGCCUAUUUUGGGCUGACUGUGUCUUGGUGGCUUUCCAGGUCUCUGCCCCGGAGAGUGGGUGAGAACGCCCAGACAGAAAAGGUUCAAAUGGCUACGAACUCCAGUCUGUUUGCCAUGUUGGGCACCCUCUUCUUGUGGAUAUUCUGGCCAAGUAUCAACUCUGCUCUCCUGGAAGGAACAAAGAAAAGGAAUGCUGUGUUCAACACCUACUACGCGCUGGCAGUGAGCGCUGUGACAGCCACCUCCAUGUCAGCUCUGAGUCACCCCCAAGGGAAGAUCAACAUGGUUCACAUCCACAACGCAGUGCUGGCAGGGGGCGUGGCCGUGGGCGCCCCCGGUUGCCUGAUUUCAUCUCCUUGGAUUUCCAUGGUGCUGGGCCUCACAGCGGGGUUGAUCUCCAUCUGGGGAGCAAAGUGUCCACGGGCGUGUUUGAACCACAUGUUGCAGAACCCCAGUGGGAUACACUACACCUUCGGCUUGCCUGGUCUGCUGGGAGCACUUACCUACUACUGCCUUCAGAUAAUGACAGAGCCCAAGUUCUCGGAUCUCUGGAUCAUCACCCAGACGGUCACUUACAUUGGGGCUCUCAGCUUCGCUGUGGCGAUGGGUAUGGUGACUGGACUCCUCACAGGUUGUCUCCUAAGUGUCAAGGCGUGGCGGGCUCCCCAUGCGGCCAAGCACUUUGAUGAUCAGACGUUCUGGGAGUUCCCGCACUUGGCUGUUGGAUUUUAAGCGAAAUCAUCUGAGAACGAGGCCGGGCGAGGAGA